UUUAACAAUUCACAUUAUACUUCUACAAUUGCCGCAAUAGCUUGCUUUUUGCAUACAUAAUUCGUUUCUAAAUUAAAUGUUAGUUUAACGAUAAAAUCUACGUAAUGGCAGAUGAUAAUAAUGAAGAAAGUUGGUUAUAUGGAACUUCAAAUCCCGAUUCGACAACAAACGAGGAAGAACGCAAUGCAGUUGAAGAGUCUACGCCAGUAAUACAAAAAACUGACACCACUGAAAAUGAAGCACAAGCUGCAGAGAAUACACAAAUUGAAAUAAAAGAGGAACCUGCAGAUACUGGUGAGCAAGAUGAAUCGUUUAGUGCUUUUGAAGAUCCAGCCGAAGGUAUGGAGGAAGAUGAAGAAGCGGUGGCUUCAGCCAUGACUGCUGCCGAUACGACUGACGAUGGUGCACAAAAUGAUGAAGAACCUAAAUCCGGUGGAGUAUCGGAUGAAGAUGACGAUGAUUCAGAUGAUGAUAUUAAUGUUGUCAUAGGUGAUAUAAAAGCUGCACCAAGUACUUAUAACAUCAAACAGAGAUCAAAUUUAUUGGCUGCGGGUGGUGGACAAGAUAAAACAAAAUCUACCUCACAAGGUGGAAAAUUUAGUGUGGAAGACUUUGAUGGUGUGGGUGUAAUAAAUGGAGUGCCGGCACAUGAAUUUAGCAUUGAUUCAUUGGAAGAGAAACCAUGGCGUAAACCGGGUGCAGAUAUAACAGACUAUUUUAAUUAUGGGUUCAACGAAGAAACUUGGCGUGCAUAUUGUGAACGCCAAAAACGUAUGAGAAUUGUGGAAAGUGGUGUGGGAUUAGCGAGUUUAACCCAAAAUGCCAAUCAAAAUAUGGAUCGCAUGCAAGAUAAUGCAAUACAACCAGUUGGUGGAUCAACGCAAACACCGACUAUUAACGACCAAAUACACAUUCCUCCACUAGGUUUGCCGCCACAGACAACUCAUCAUGGUCCUCCACCACGUUUAAGUGUUAUGACGCGUCCUCCACGUCCUACAGGCACAAAAGAAAAUGUUAUUCAAGUAAUGACCGCCGAAUGUCGUGAGUAUUCACGUACAGGUGUGUUGGGACAACUGCCACCAUUUGCUGGGGGACCGCCCGAAGAACCGUUUUUUCCCGAAAUGGAUGCAUUUGAUUAUGGUUACGAACCAACUCAGGAAUCGCAAUGGGGUAAUGAUAAUCCUGCUUGGGUGCCAAGUGGUAUAAAAGAAUUAACGCCUGGUCCCGGUAUGGUACCACCUUCACAAAUGUCUGGUCCUCCAGGUAUGCCGCCAGGUGCUAUGGGUGUGCCACCACCGCAAUUAGGGGGACCACCUAUGCGGGGACCACCACCAUUAAUGGGAGGCAUGCCGCCUCCUAAUAUGAAUAUGGGUCCUCCACCAGGUAUUGGUAUGAUGAUGGGUCCAAAUAACGGUCCACCAAUGCGCAUGCCAAUGGGUCAUACGCGCAUGAUGGGCCCACAUGGACCACACAAUAAUCUUAUAGAUCCACACGAACGCAAUCAAAGACGCUAUCCCCCGCCAUCGAAUAUACCAUUAGGAAGACAAUGUUUAUCAAGACAAUUGCUAGAAGUAUCAAACUACAAUCCUUUCAAGAAAAUGUAUAAGAAAUUCCAUGAUCCGCUAAGUGAAUCUUCUGAGCGCAGUGAUGAAGAACGUGAGCGUAGAAGAAGAGAACGCGAAAGAGAUCGGGAUAGAGAGAGAGAUCGUGAGAGUAGGUCAAGGCGAGAACGUUCUCGUAGCAGAGAAAAAAUGCGCCGUCGUUCUAAAUCUCGUGAUAAGGAACGUGAUAUGAGAGAACGAGAGAGGGAGCGUGAUCGUGGAAGAGAUAAAGAUGACAAUAGAGAGAAAGAAGAGAAACUUAGACGUCGUUCCAAAUCUAGAGACAAGGAGCGUGAUCUCCGUGAAAGAGAUAGGGAAAGAGAGCGAGAUCGUGAAAGGGAACGGGAAAGAGAAAAAGACGACAAGAGAGAAAAAGAUGAUAAGAGAAGGCGUUCAAAGUCUAGAGAAAAGAGAAGUAGCAAAUCAAGUCGCACUGAUAAAAAGAAAUCACACCGUAAAGAUAAAGAGGAUGAUGAAUGAUUUUUUUCAUGUAAAAACUAACUCAAAGCAUAACUAUCUUGAAUUGUAUUUAACAAAUAACGAUCGACAAUGUAAUAUAAAUAAAUACUAAUUAAUAGUA
Molecule: messenger RNA, 2181 nt
Organism: Teleopsis dalmanni
Lineage: Eukaryota; Metazoa; Arthropoda; Insecta; Diptera; Diopsidae
Product: pre-mRNA 3'-end-processing factor FIP1-like
Exons: 8
Coding region: 105-2081 (658 amino acids)
Cellular component (GO): mRNA cleavage and polyadenylation specificity factor complex
Molecular function (GO): RNA binding
Source: RefSeq, a predicted model, not a curated record